GAGCCGUGCCGCCUCGCUCGCCCGGGCCCCGCCGAGGCUGCUGCUCCCCCGUCCCGGCGCGGGAGGACUCGCUCCAAACUCCCUGAACUUUAGGAGCAGCCCCCGCAGGGCGAAACUCUCAGGGACCCCCACUCCGGGCGGCGCCCCUUGACGACCUCCCCUCGCCGAGCCCCCUGCUGACAAGUGCCUGGACUCCCAGGGCCUCAGGGGCCCGGCUGGAUCUGACUGUCCCCAGCCCAGUGCCCGGCAACGAUGCUCAUGAGGAAAGUGCCCGGCUUCGUCCCGGCCUCUCCCUGGGGGCUGCGGCUGCCGCAGAAAUUCCUCUUCCUUCUCUUCCUCUCCGGCCUCGUCACCCUGUGCUUCGGGGCCCUGUUCCUGCUGCCCAACUCCUCUCGCCUCAAGCGCCUCUUCCUGGCCCCCCGGACCCAGCAGCCCGGCCUGGAGGCAGUGGCCCAAGUCGCCGGCCACCCCCUGACCCGCGAGCAGGAGUCGCCUCCGAACCCGGCCCCCGCGGCUCCAGCCCCGGGUGAGGACGACCCCAGGAGCCAAGCCAGUCCCCGCCGCAGGAAAGGGUGGCUGCGGCGCACCCGCCCCACCGGGCCGCGGGAGGAGGCCACGGCGUCCCGGGGCAGCGGCGCCACGGCCCUCAGACCGCAGGAGGGGUGCAUCUCCUCUAGCUUUGACUUCAACGCGUUCCGGAGCCGCCUCCGCCACCCGGUCCUGGGCACUAGGGCCGACAAGAGUAAGGAGCCCCAGAGCCUAGUUCAAAGCCAGCGGGAGAAAAUCAAGGAGAUGAUGCAGUUCGCCUGGCAGAGCUACAAGCGCUAUGCGAUGGGGAAAAACGAGCUUCGGCCCCUCACAAGAGACGGCUACGAGGGAAACAUGUUCGGAGGCCUCAGCGGGGCAACGGUCAUUGAUUCCCUCGACACCCUCUACCUCAUGGAGCUGAAGGAGGAGUUCCAGGAGGCCAAGGCCUGGGUGGAAGAGAGCUUCCACCUGAACGUGAGUGGAGAAGCAUCCUUGUUCGAAGUGAACAUCCGGUACAUCGGAGGACUUCUCUCGGCCUUCUACCUGACGGGCGAGGAGGUGUUCCGAAUAAAGGCCAUCAAGCUGGGAGAGAAACUCCUGCCGGCCUUCGAUACCCCCACGGGAAUCCCAAAAGGCGUGGUGAACUUCAAAAGCGGCUCCAACAGGAGCUGGGGCUGGGCCAUGGCAGGAAGCAGCAGCAUCCUGGCGGAGUUUGGAUCCCUGCACUUGGAGUUCUUACACCUCACCCAGCUCUCUGGCAACCAGGUCUUCGCAGAAAAGGUCAGGAACAUCCGAAAGGUCCUUAGGGAUAUUGACAAGCCCUUCGGCCUCUACCCCAACUUCCUCAGCCCGGUGAGCGGGAACUGGAUGCAACACCAUGUCUCAGUUGGAGGACUCGGGGACAGUUUUUACGAAUAUUUGAUCAAAUCCUGGCUGAUGUCGGCCAAGACAGAUAUGGAGGCUAAAGAUAUGUACUACGAAGCCUUGGAGGCAAUAGAGACCCACUUGCUGAAUGUCUCUCCCGGGGGGCUGACCUACAUUGCUGAGUGGCGAGGGGGGAUUCUGGACCACAAGAUGGGGCACCUGGCCUGUUUCUCCGGGGGCAUGAUUGCCCUCGGCGCUGAGGAUGCCAAGGAGGAAAAGAGGGCCCACUACCGAGAGCUCGCAGCCCAGAUCACCAAGACGUGCCACGAAUCGUACGCCCGCUCAGAUACCAAACUGGGGCCCGAAGCCUUCUGGUUUAACUCAGGCAGAGAGGCCGUGGCCACGCAGACGAGCGAGAGCUACUACAUCCUGCGGCCCGAGGUGGUGGAGAGUUACAUGUACCUGUGGCGGCAGACCCACGACCCCAUCUACAGGGAGUGGGGCUGGGAGGUGGUGAUGGCCUUGGAGAAAUACUGUCGGACGGAAGCCGGGUUCUCUGGGAUCCAAGACGUAUACAGUAAAGUUCCCGACCACGACAACAAGCAGCAGACUUUCUUUCUAGCGGAGACACUAAAGUAUCUCUAUCUUCUGUUCUCUGAAGAUGACAUGCUCUCGCUGGAAGACUGGGUGUUCAACACGGAGGCCCACCCGCUCCCCGUGAGCCACUCGGACAGCUCCGGCAGGGGCGGGGCCUGACUCCCACCCGUCGCCCUGCGGCUGCGGGACCACCUCUACGGGAUCUGGGGCUGUUCUCAAACGGAUUGGAGACGUGGGCCCCUGCCUGGCGGACCCGGCAGAUGUGUUGGACGAGCAACUUCUUUUCCUCUAUGAGGAGACAGGACUCGGAGACACAGCGAUGUCACACCAGGCCCAGAUGUUCGUUUCCACAGCGAAUUUCUGUGAAACCUGCUCACUUGCCAUUCCAGGGCCAAAGCACCGGAGGUUUGCAUUGCAGCCUUGUGUAUUUGAUUUCCUUCCUUUCGUUUUGGAGGUUUUUUGGUUUUUGCUUGAUUUUGCCUUUUCUCUACAGUUGUGUUUUCUCACAGAUUUUAAAUAUAGUUUUCAAAAUCAUGUGCUUUCAAAAAUGGUGUCCUCCCAAUAAACUAAACCUUAAAGUGUUUGCACACACACACA
Kogia breviceps (pygmy sperm whale) is the source of this 2586-nucleotide messenger RNA. It is a transcript of the gene MAN1C1, whose product is annotated as mannosidase alpha class 1C member 1. Gene Ontology annotation, molecular function: mannosyl-oligosaccharide 1,2-alpha-mannosidase activity; calcium ion binding. Gene Ontology annotation, cellular component: endoplasmic reticulum; extracellular exosome; Golgi membrane. Gene Ontology annotation, biological process: carbohydrate metabolic process; mannose trimming involved in glycoprotein ERAD pathway. The record is from RefSeq and is a predicted model, not a curated record. Lineage: Eukaryota; Metazoa; Chordata; Mammalia; Artiodactyla; Physeteridae.